This is a messenger RNA of Leptosia nina, 1113 nucleotides long. The record is from the annotation of a GenBank genome assembly. Lineage: Eukaryota; Metazoa; Arthropoda; Insecta; Lepidoptera; Pieridae.
AUGCCUGUGAGACUUGUGCGCAUAGAUAGCGAGGAGAAUAUUGUGAAAAAAAUAACAAUUCCAAAUGGUACACAUCUGUUAGGAAGGGGACAAUUGUUACAAGUGUUCGACUUAAGAGUGUCUAGAAAACAUACUGAAAUUGAAGUAAAACAGGACUCAGUAAUAUUAAAAUCACUUCACCACAAUCCUACAUUCUUCAUCAAAAAUGGCAGUAAUAAAUCAGAAUUGUUACAUUUAGACUCAACAGUAGCGCUAACAAAUGGUGACAAGGUCGGGUUAUUACCAAAAGAAUUCUGGUUUGAACUUAUUAUUGUCAAUGAUGAAGUAUCAAUACCUAUGAAUGGGGAGGGGGACAUAAAUGGAAAUUGUUCUGAUGAGACCUGUGUGACUAAUGAUGCACUAACAGAUAACAGCAAUGAAGCAUCAGCAAGUCCAUUAUGUAUUCAAUCUGAGAAUCAGGAAUCCGUUGAUCAAAAUGAUCCAAAUCAGAUGCCAGAAGACAAACAAGCAGACAAUAUCUCACCACUGAAGAGAAAUAGAAGUAACUCGACCGCCACUGUCAAAUUGGAAAAUGAUAACCCAACAUCAAUUCAAGGUAACAAUGAAGAUGUUGCAAAGAGGAUUAAAAUGGAGCCUGAUGAUGAUAAUACUCAUGUUCAACCUGACAGCAGUACGGCUACAAGUUCUAAUAUAAAUCAAGGGACUCAACAAAGUGUAAGAGAGAGGUGCUAUUACGGUCACAGAUGUUACAGACGCAACCCCCAACAUUUAGUUCAAUAUAGCCACCCCAAGGACUCUGACUGGGGCAGUGGAGAUAAAGGAGAAUGCCCACAUGGUGCCACAUGUUCCAAGAAUGAUCAAAGACAUUGGGACACACAUAAUCAUCCUCCAGGAACUAGGCGUCUACCUCAAUUACAAGGUAAAAAGAAAAGAAAACAACUAGUAGAUACAAGUGACACAAGCGAUGAUUCCAUAACACAAUUGAUAGUAGAUGGAAAGAGAACAAGAAACUUAAAGCAACAAGAUGAUUUUAAAUUUGAUGAGUCAUUUUCAGAUUUCGAGCCAGACCCCUUUGGUUCGGAUGAUUCUGAUGAGUGGGAACCAUGUUUUUAA